Molecule: messenger RNA, 1867 nt
Organism: Chelonus insularis
Lineage: Eukaryota; Metazoa; Arthropoda; Insecta; Hymenoptera; Braconidae
Product: DNA primase large subunit-like
Exons: 7
Coding region: 211-1812 (533 amino acids)
Biological process (GO): DNA replication initiation; DNA replication, synthesis of primer
Cellular component (GO): alpha DNA polymerase:primase complex
Source: RefSeq, a predicted model, not a curated record
UUCAGUUUUUUGAGUUGAAGUAUUAAUGUAAAAUAAAUUAAACAAUUAUUAUUAUUUCUUUAGAGUUUAUAACACAGUGAAAUAUUAGUCAUAAUAAUUAAAUAAACGGAUCAUUUAUAAUUAUAAUAAAUUUAUAACUUUUUUCAUAUAUUCUUAAAAGUAAGGGAAAAUUUAUUUGAUCAUCAGUGUUUGUUUACUUGAUAAAAAAUUAUGGAAUGUAAUAUAAAACGUCGAAGACGUGGUCACUAUGUCGUUGAAAAAGAAAAUAAUAAUUAUCAAGAACUUUAUCCUCAUGACAUAUCAAUGUAUACUGAAUAUCCAAAACAUACUGUCCAGCUUCAUCAUUUUUUUGAAUUAGGAUUGGAAAGGAGACAAAUUUUAAAAUUAGUUGAACUAGUUUUAAAUAGAUCCGAUUUGAAGACUGUAGAAGAGAGAAAAUUGGCCCUAAAAAGUGCUCUCAGAAGAGAUGGUUAUAAUUAUGCAGCUAAAUUAUUAACCGGUGCAGGUUGUACAUCUCAUACCGAUAUGGAAUUAGAAGCAAGAAAAAGAGACGUUUUAUCACACUUUAUAUUGAGACUUGCAUAUUCUCAGAGCCCGGAUUAUAAGAAAUGGUUCAUUGUUAUGGAAGUUGAAUACAUGAAACUAAGAAUUACAUCUUUAAAUAAUGAAGGAAUGGCAAAAUUAUUGGCUAUUAAUAACUUUACUUACCAUCCAAUUUCACAGGAAGAGAAAGAUGAAUUAAGAGAAGAGCUCAAUGCUUCAACAGCAAAGAUGUCCCUUAUAGACAAUACAGAUUUUUAUAAAGUGCCUUUCACUAAAGUCCUUGACCUAGUUAGAGCUAGAAAAGUGUAUCUUAAAAAGGGCAUGGCCUAUACCCCACAAUCUGAACUUUCUACCCUCUUCAUAUCACAAUACAAACGACAUCUCACGAAAGCUAUAGAGGUUGUUACGUCAUGCUUUUAUGAUCUGCAAGGUGAUGAAAGAAUCUUUGAAUACCUUAAAAAUUUACCGAGCUACUUCCCUGAAGCAGAUCGAACUAUUUGGUCGACUACAGAGACUUCAAUUGACGGUUUAGAUGAUUUAUCAAGGACUUCUUAUCCACUAUGUAUGAGAACCUUACAUGAAGCCUUGCGAAUUAAUCAUCACUUAAAAAAUUCUGGUCGUGUUCAGUAUGCUUUAUUUUUAAAAGGAAUUGGUGUAAAACUAGAAGAUUCACUACAUUUCUGGAGAGCAGAAUUCACGAAAAAAAUAGAUGGUGAAAAAUUCGAGAAGCAAUAUGCUUAUACUAUUAGAUUUCUCUACGGAAAAACAGGAAGCCAAAGAAAUUAUACACCAAUGGGGUGCACGAAGAUCAUUAAUAGCAUCGCUGGUGCAGGUGAAUAUCAUGGCUGUCCAUAUAGACUUAUGGAUAAUGAUACCCUCAAGAAGAAAUUAACAAGUUAUGGAAUACAAGCUACAGACGUUAAUGAAAUUGCUGGUCUCGCAAAGGAACAUCAUUAUCAAUUAGCGUGUGCCAAAUACUUUGAAGUAACUCACAAAACACCACCAGAAAAUCCAGUGAUGCAUCCUAAUGCUUACUUUUCAGAUAGUCAAAAUAUAAUAGCUAAAAUAACGGGUGUUUCUUCAGCGGAUACGAAUGAAUCAUAUGUCGCUAGUGGAACGCCAAAACAUAAAUCUGAAAUCAAAUCUGAACGAUAUUCUGCAGUGAGAACACCCAAUAGAACACCAAGUAGAACUCCUACAGCGAGAAGAAGCAUUAAAGUUGAAGUUACUGACAUCGAAAAAAUGUUGAAUGAUGAUGAGAUGGAGUAAGAAGUAGUAGAAUAUAAUGGUAUUAUUUAAUAAAUUUUCAUUUUUUUUCAAAAAA